Messenger RNA from Haliotis rufescens (red abalone), 5208 nucleotides. RefSeq lists its product as uncharacterized. NCBI's taxonomy places the organism in Eukaryota, Metazoa, Mollusca, Gastropoda, Lepetellida, Haliotidae. Gene Ontology annotation, cellular component: nucleus. Bases 466 to 4251 code for a protein of 1261 amino acids. The record is from RefSeq and is a predicted model, not a curated record. The transcript is spliced from 8 exons.
AGGUCAAUGUGUUUGCGCAUGCGUAGAUACGCAUCGUACGCGCAGUAGGUCAUACGCUAUGGGUUCUAAUCAUGACAGGCGGGAGACUGCAUAAAGGGGUGAGAUUUGCGCGGCUUCAACGUACACUGGCUUGUUUACAAUGACAGGAGGCAAAAUGUGAGGACCGAAGGCAGCCACAGCACUGUUCGGAUAUGUAGGAUGUGUGACACACAGAAUUAACGAAGCGGAUUUACGAUAUGUUGAUUGCGACUUCGCCAUUUUCCCGAUGUAUCACACGCGCCGAAACCACGACCCGGCCAACUCAAUAACCUACAUAAUGCGAGACGCAAUGUGAAUUGACACUCAGUGUUAUUCCUACGGCGAAGGGAGGUAACUCGCCGUUGAUGUGAAUCCAAUGUUUUCAUUCGUACGUUCGGCUAUUGUCACCGGUAGCACGCAAGUUUACUAAAAUCGUGCUAACUGAAAAUGGUGUCACUUUUAAAAGCAUCGUUCACGAAAAGGAAGAGUAAUUUCACGUACUCUGAGACAGACACGCUUUUGGAAGAAAUCGAAAAGAAUAAAGAAGUAUUGCUUUCUCCAUCGUGCGCAGCGAAGCAUAAAAGAGCUUUGUGGGAUGACAUCACGUCCAAAAUAAAUCGAAUUGGGGAGGGGGAUGAACGAACGAUGGAAGAGGUUAGAAAAAAAUGGGGCGAUAUGCAGUGUUUAGCUAAACGGAAAUUUGCAAGGGGGAAGCAGGAAUUAAAUGAAUUUGAAAUGCGAGUUAUAGCCAUGAAAUCCGAUGGUGGGGGUAAAUGGUUGCAGAAUGAGAGGACAUUUCUGGAGGAGCCGGAUGAAUUCGAGUUCGACACCUUGACAGAAAACAUUCAAAUUAAACAGGAAAAAACAGAUGAAGAACUUGAUAACCCCCCAGUUUACUUUGAUGGGAAAAGUUAUGAUGGCACACGCGACGAUCCUACAGAUGACUAUCCAGAAACCCCAAUUCCAUUUGACAUGACUUCGCGCAAGAGGAAAAGCAACUUCAGCAUUCUUGAGAGGAACACUCUACUGGAGGAAGUCCGCAGGUGGCGGAAGAUCAUUCUGGCCAAGUUCAACGACACUGUGACCCAUGAGAAGAAGAGACUAGCCUGGGACGAGGUGACCAAGAGGGUGAACGAGAGGGGAAGAGGAAGUUACCGCACAGUGGAAGAAGUGAGGAAGAAGUGGAAUGACAUGCAGAGCCUGGCUCGACGGAAGAAGAGGAGGAAAAUGCAUACCCUGCUGCUGGAGUCCGCCUCCAACUCCGACAGUAUGCAAGGCCGGGAUACUCCCCAGGCAGCUGACGACAUGGAGAUGGAUAGACUUGAGGAGGCACAUGUCGGCAUGGAGGGAACUGAGGAUGGCAACAGCUACGACCACGACAUCAUGGAGCGUGUCCUGGCUUCAAGCUUCAACGAGGACGAGCAGCGGGACGAGAUUGAUCUGAUUGAAGACGAGGAGGAAGUGGAUGAUGACAAUGACAGCAACUGCAGUGAGUGGACGCCUGUGAGUCGUAGGAAACAGGUUUCGUCCAAGACGCGGAAAGUCAACUUCAGUACAGCAGAAACGAAUUCCCUGCUGGACGAAAUAUACAGGAGAAGGAGGAUCAUCUUUUCACCCAACUUGGACCGGAGAACCGCUGAGAAGAAACGGAGAGAGUGGGGAAAAGUUGCCGAAAGAGUCAGCGAAAUUUGUUGUAACAAGGAACUUCGAACUUUAAAUGAAGUGCGCAAGAAAUGGAGUGACUUGUUCACAAGAGCAAGUAAAUUCAAAGUCAAAAUAGAGGCCAGUGAAAAUGAUGACCCUCUAGCUGAAUCUGAAAUUGAUAAAGUGAACCGCCGAGUGUUGUACAUCGUCAAGCAGAAGGAUGAGGAGCAGCGAAAGGCUGAUGAAGACUUUGAAGUGUCUAUGUUUGGAGGAAAAGAGGGAGAUAAGGCCAAACAAGAAAGGAUGGCCUCCAAAAACCACGAUGCCCACCCGGAAAAGCCUGAUUCUGAUGAUGAUGAUGAUGAUGAUGAUGAUUAUGAUGAUGAAAAGCCUAAGUGUGACUUACCCAAUUCCCCCGAGCCAGACACAGACCCAGAAGGAGACAAUCUGGACAGUGGCAUCAUUAUAGUGCAAGUUGAAGAUGGCCACCACAUAGGUGUGAAGAAAGUCGUAGACGUCAUCAAUUUGAAGAAGGAGCCUCCAGCGGCACCAGCGACGGUCGACUCGCCGCUUGUCAUAGAGAAUGUAGCCAGUAUAGACGAGCGGGUGUUUUCAAGCAUGGACAGUCAUGAUGUGUCUUCCCCUCCUUGUGAUGACCACGGACACCGAGGACACAAAGACAGGCAUGGGACCGUGGACAUGGGGAACAAUGUUGACCUAGACACUAAUAGUCUGGAUUACCAGACACCAGAGACCCCCGAACAGUUCAUAUUCCGAAGAAGGAAGGGCAAGUUCUCUUGUCAGGAGACAUCUAUUUUGUUGGAUGAGGUGAAGAGAAACAAGUCCCUGCUUCUGUCCAAGCUGACUGCAGCUGCUGUGAAUGACAAGAAGAGGUGUCGAUGGAAGGAAAUUACUGCCAAAAUAAACAGUGUACGUGCUGGUGUCCAUCGUAGCGUUGAUGAAGUCAAGAAGAAGUGGUACGAUCUUCAGUGCACUGCCAAGAAAAAACGUGCUUUGCAAGAGAGUUUGCUGGAGAGACUGAAGUUGAAUCAGAUAACGGAAAACGGGGAUGAAUUUGACGCCGGUGAAAUUGAUGGCGAGAAAUCACAAUCACCAAAUUUUUUCAAAUCACAUUCAAAGUUGCUGUCGAUUCUCGGCACAAAUGGAGGUCAGGCUGAGACGGAAAAAUCUGACAUGGCGACGCAAGCAGACAGCGACGAUCUCGUGGGCGUUGGGGAGCCUGCCGAUCAUGGGCUGAAAGUGAUGAAUGAGGAUGGAUCCAAUUCCAAUGAUGGCGACAGGCCUCAAGUUGUGUCUAUUUCCACUGAUAAGAUCAGGGAAAACAUUAAGUCAGCUCCAAAUAUCUUGACGAGGAAUGAUUGGCGGGUGUUGGAAAUUACUGAUGGUAACACGUGUGAGAUCGCUAAUUAUGCUGCUAUUGACCAUAACUAUGAAGUGAGACUUGACAAAUUGUCAAAGAACAAUGAGAAGGACGGUGUCUGUUUCUCUGAGAACCAAGUCAAUGAGUGGAAAAUUGAGUCUGUGGUGUCUCAAGCUGACUCUGCCAGUGCCAACGUAAAUUUGCAGCUUUGUAAGAAAUCAAAACUUCCUCAAGACGAUAGCGUGGACACAGCAUCUACAGUUAGUCACAUUACGGCCGACAUUGCCCAACAGCGUCUGAGAGUGGAGCGCAAGCGUCUCUCGGUGGAGCGGAGGAGGUUGUGCGUGGAGCAGGAGAAACUGAGGCUGCUUCGGAGGCUGGUCAAGCUGGAGGAGAAGCGGCUCGGGAAACGGGCCGGUAAAAAGACCCACCACAAGACGAAAGGGAGAAGGAAACAGAAAGGUCAUAGGAUUGACGGUGGUCAUACGGUAGAGAACGUAAGUGAACAUUGUGGGGACAGUGAAGAGGGAAAGGAUCGUACAGACCAGGACCGUAGGGAUUGGUUAGAACAGGACAAGGAUGGAAUGGAUCCGCAGGAUAGAGUUAGUGAGGAGGGUAAUGAUCUGACGGAGUGUAGGGGUCAUCAGAACAAUAGGGAUCAGAUGGAGCAGGAUCAGAUGGCACAGGAGAACAGGGAAAGUGAAGCAGAACUGGAUGGGCAGGAGAGCGUUGAGGAAACGGAACAAGCGGAUCAGGACAGUGAGGACAUGGACCAGGGCAGUGGUGGGGAGGAUGGGGAGCUGGGUAGUGUUUCUGGCGGAAUCGACCAUGCAGAGCAGGAGGAACAGGGUGUUGGUGAAGGGAGGCAGGAGAUGGAUGGUGAAGAAAAUGACCAGGAGGAAGCGAGUGUUAGUGAAGAAAUGGACCACGUUGAACAGAAGGACCAGUCGGAAGAGGACAGUGUCGAGGGGAGUGUUAGGGGAAGCAGAGAGGGGAGUGUCAUACGCAGUGUUGGGGGUAGUGUGGAGGACAGGAGUCAGGACACUGGGUCUGUGGACGAAGACCAGGAGAGUGGGGAGGAGAAGGACAUGGCUGUGGACGAGGAGGAGAUGUCGUCUGCAGCGGAGGAGAAGGAGGAAGGGGAGUGUGAUGAGAGUGGAGAAGACGAUGGAGAGAGACUGUCUAUAAAAUAUCUCCAGUGUGACUGAGGACAUGAAUGAGCAUGGCAUAUACAUUGUACUUGAUUUACAUUUAAGACGCAUUACUGUUUGUUUUGGUAAUGCUGUGAUUUAAUUAAGCAUUUUAUUAAGACUUUAUUCAUUAAGAAUUGUAUGAUACGUGUUUACCAGACAUUUGUAAAUAUCAUUGAUUUAUUCCACAUUGAUGAAGCAUUUUUCAUUCUUAUUUUUUCAGAUAAUUUCAUGUCAUUGAUCAUUUAUGAUUAUCAAUACUGUUUUUUUGUAUUGAUUGGUUUGUAACAUGGUGAAAUUGAAAAGUAGCUUUGUGUACGCUUUAUUCCCAGAGGAUGAAGAAUGUAUUUGUGUUGAUCUCUUACAAAGCCCCAAGUUAUGAAUCUCGGAUGUGUAUUUGUGUCACGCUAUGAGCAAACUUUAAGGCAUGGAUAUGAUACAAUAUAAGGAUGCCUAAGUGUUAAGAACAUUAGGAUGUUUUUAAGGUUGAUUUUGUAUUCACGACUGAAUUGUGUAAAUGUCAACUUGUUCCUGUCGCUCAUGGCUGAAAUAAUGCCAAUGAGACGUUUAGUUUUAACUCACUCACUAUUGAUAUAAUUACUCGGAGAUGCCAACCAUUGAGAAUUUGGUGUCAUUGUUAGGAUUUGGAGCCUAAUUUUUUUAUCCUGUUACACUUUUCCUCCCAUAAAUUACGAUUUUUGUGAUUUUGUUCUCGAGUUCCUUACAGGCAUAAAAUAUCACAGAGAGCAAAUUGAUAAUGCCCUGGUCACAUGAAGCAUUCUACUAUGCUUUCAAUUAACAUAGCGUGUGGGGCACGGGUGGCCACGUCUUCUAAGGCGCAGUGAUUCCCCGUGCAGAGUUGCGUCCCAUGGGCACGCCAGAAACCUAGGAUUGUGGGUUCGAAACCCGGUUCGCCCUGAUUUUGUUUCGAGGUUUGUCAGCAGUAUACCCGUGCUCGUGAGUUUCACCAAUGUG